Leptinotarsa decemlineata (Colorado potato beetle) is the source of this 3066-nucleotide messenger RNA. It is a transcript of the gene Dad, whose product is annotated as Daughters against dpp. Gene Ontology annotation, cellular component: heteromeric SMAD protein complex. Gene Ontology annotation, biological process: SMAD protein signal transduction; regulation of transcription by RNA polymerase II; anatomical structure morphogenesis. Gene Ontology annotation, molecular function: I-SMAD binding; transcription regulator inhibitor activity. NCBI's taxonomy places the organism in Eukaryota, Metazoa, Arthropoda, Insecta, Coleoptera, Chrysomelidae. The record is from RefSeq and is a predicted model, not a curated record.
UGGCGCCACUUAUCCCCACCAGGAGUCUAGACCCGUCUCACUCUGACGAUUCUACUCACAAGAUUGUCGAGCCGUGGAUCGGAGCGAUUCAGUCAACAAGAGACUUCCAUGCAAGAACGGUAUAGCUCUUAGCGCGCGACUAACCGGCAAUAGAAAAAAGUGACUGUGCACAGUGGUCAGUGCGGUGAGAAGAUAUCAAAGUGUGUGCGAAACGACCUAUAGUGGCCCCCAAAUGCUUACCCUGCGUCGAGCCAAAAUCCUCUUUAAUGUUCAUGUUCCGAAGCAGAAAGACAAACCUCACUAAACGCCUCAAAGACAGAAAGAGGCGAAGCAAUGAAACCAGGCGUUCGGCUGAGGAAGACGCGGUAAGCAUCGAUAACUUCCUGAAGAAGCUUCAGGAAAACCAGCUGGAGAUGCUGCUCAAAGCCAUCGACAGUAGGGGUCAGGAACUUAGUAACUGCGUUCUGUUACCUCAGAAAGUAGGCGAGGAACCGCACGUGCUCUUCUGUCAAACUUGGCGAUGGCCAGACUUGCGGCAGGGCACCGAACUGAGAAGGUUACCAAUGUGUAGGACAGCAAGUGAUUCGGUUUAUAUCUGUUGCAACCCUUACCACUGGAGUAGACUGUGCCAGCCUGAAUCGCCACCACCUCCAUAUAGUAGAACCAAUGCAGAUAGGAUAAAACCAGAAGAUCGAGCCCCAAGCGAAGUCCCUCUGGUAUGUCGAGAUUCCUUUCCCGGCUCGCUCACUACCAAUGGAGAUUCCUGUUUGAAUUCUCUGGAGUGGUGCAAGUUAGCUUAUUGGGAGAUGUCAGAUCGAGUAGGUCCACUGUAUCCUGUUGAACCUUCGGCUGUGAAUGUUUUUAGUGACAUGCUCCAUCCCGAUGGUCUUAGUUUAGAAACCUUAGCUCAGCAUAGUUUUAGCCCUACUGGGCCAGCGAUUCAAAAAACUAGGUGUAAAAUUGGUUUAGGAAUAACACUGUCGCACGAAGAUGACUGCGUUUGGGUGUACAAUCGCUCAGACAACCCAAUUUUCGUGCAUUCGCUGGCUUUGGAGGAUCACGAUUCUCCUUCACCUACACGAGUACCUGCCGAGCACUGCCUUUGCGUUUACGAUUCCUUCAAGGCGGCUCAACAAAAUUUCGGAUGGAACUUCACCCAUCCCCACUUAGGUCCCAUCGAUCCGAAUUCCAUUAGGAUCAGCUUUGUUAAAGGUUGGGGCCCUAAGUAUGCCAGAAGAGAAAUCACCUCUUGUCCUUGCUGGUUAGAAAUUCUACUCGCUCCAUGCAGGUGAUCAAAAACUUACGUUUCAGUCGAAAGAAAAUCGAAGAAAGAAAUGAAGAGAGUUAUCGUUAUUUUGUUUUGGAAGAAAAGUGUACAAAAUAACUUAAUCAAAUGUGAUUUAAAAUGCGAGUUUAUAUUGUACUAAAUAGAAGCAAGGCUGACAGAUUGAAAUUGUUUUGGUACAGAAGGGAGUUGAUGAACUGUGCUGUAAUGUUGUUUCCGUCCGACUUUUAUAAUUUUGUACAAGGGAACAGCUUGAUUUAGCAUUUCGCAGUUGAUAUAGAAAAGUAUAUUACUUUGUAUUAGUUGGAAUCUUGAUAAUCAUGAAACAGAUUGAAAUAUUUUUGAUUUUUUUUAUAUCACUCACCGAGAGAAAAAGUUGUGGAAACAAAAAAUGUAUGCAGUUUUGUAAUGUAACAAUUUCCUGUUUUCAUUUUGUUCGGCAAAACUAUUUUAUUUUUUACUUGUAUUUACAAAUUGAAAGUACUUUGCAACAUGGCAAGUAACAAAAAAUAAAAAUAUACUGUUGUAAAAAUUGUAUUUAAACAUUUUUAAACUAAUUAGAAACGUACUGAUGUAAAUUAUUAGGAAUUUAUGAAAUGCCUUAUAUACAUCUUCAGCUAAGAUGUACUUUUGAAGGUUAGACUUGUAAAGAUCUUGUAUUUUUGGUGCUUCAAGACAUUUUCGAAAUGUCUGCGUAGUCAGGGACCAUAACAUUCGUUUUUCACUUUUUUUUUUGAAAAAGCAAUUUAUUUUUUAUAUAAUUUCAAGUACAAACAAUACUCCAAAUGAUACAAGUUUUCACAUAACUGAUCAAUAAAGUAUCAGUUUUAUUGUUAUUUGUUUUUGGAAUUCUUGUAUGAAGUAACUAUUUUUGCAUCAAGUAAGGAAAAUGCGAGUUUUUUUUUCAAUGUGAUAGGUGGAAUGAACAUUUUCCAUUACAUGCUGCAUCUGUAAUUUUUUCUACGGCCGUUUGGGUCAGUCUUCAAGAUACAUUUGAAAUUAUGAAUUUUGUUAUACCUAAUAAUUUGUGAAUACUUUUUUCUUGUGAAGUCCAAAUAUUUUCUGAAUUUUCAGCAACUUAUAUUUUCUGUGAAAUAGAAAAACCGCCUCACGGAAGUAGAAAAAAUCAAUUGUACUUAGUAUUUGUUAUGUUUCAUUGUCAUUUGUUACUUUUUCUUCUGAAAUUGAAUAUGUCACUAGUCAACUUUACGCUAGGUCCAGCCAUCAAACUGUAAAUUAUAGAGUGCCUUUAACAGCAAAUAUUGUAAAAAUCAAAGUAUAUUGUACCAUAAUUGUAGAAAUUUGUAAUUAAUUUGUUUAUUAUUUAUUAACCCAUUCAAUUAUACAAUUUUGUAUAUCGAAAUAAAUUUAAUAUAAAAAUUUCCAGGAUAUAUUAUUUAACCACAUAUUUAAUUUUAUUAUUAAAUUAUUGCAACAAUUUUUUGUUUUGUGUUGAGAACACUAUAAACACAACUUUCCUUUUAGAGAAAGAUCCUAUUUGAUCAUUGUUGUACCAAAUCAGACCACAUAUUAUUUAAAGUUCAUUGGUGUCAAAAAGUCAUAUAUGUCUAUUUAUAUGACGCAUAAUUAUACAACAAAAUCAAACAGAAUCUAGUCAAUUUUAUCACAGAAGUACCUAGUAUCAAAUACUCAAAUUUUAUGUUUUUAACUGCAGAGUUAUGACAAUCAAAGUCAGAAAAAUGUAUAUAUUGUUCAAAAUAGUAUGGCACUAAUAGGACUUGAAAGUCCUCAAUCAAUGAAUAAAGAAUUAAUGAAAUCAA